Diabrotica virgifera virgifera (western corn rootworm) is the source of this 1077-nucleotide messenger RNA. Its product is annotated as platelet-derived growth factor receptor alpha-like. The record is from RefSeq and is a predicted model, not a curated record. NCBI's taxonomy places the organism in Eukaryota, Metazoa, Arthropoda, Insecta, Coleoptera, Chrysomelidae. The transcript has 6 exons. The coding region runs from base 133 to 840 and encodes 235 amino acids.
GCUUACCUCUCAUAGCUAUGAGCUAUGGACUCGAUAGAUUCUCUCAAAUAGCACGCACGCGCAGUCCACUAAAAAUUUUAUAUAUAACGGAAAUCCAGUUCUUUACCCCGUUCAAAAUUUUAAAUCAUAAAAAUGGCGUUUAAAAACAAUAUUGUGAUCUUUUUGGUGUUUGUGUGUGAAUUGUUUAGUGUGACUGUCGUUGGACAAUCGUUUUUGAUGCCUGAGAUUCUUCUUUCAGAAAAAGAAUACGUUCUGGAAAAACAUGAAAAUUUCAGUAUUCUCUGCCAAGGAAAUAAACCGGUUUCGUGGACUGUGCCCAAAGUUAAGGAUCCAAUUAAGAAAACAUGGACAACAUUUAGAAUUAACUCGGAAAAAACGAACAACACUCAGUACAAAUAUGGGUCUCGUCUUCAAAUAACCAAUAUGUCGUACCCAUUUGUAGGGUUCUACUACUGUCAUUUUGGGAAUGUUUAUAUGGUGAACGAGACUGAUAAAGUGUACUUAUUUGUAAAUGAUAACGAUAAUCUUGACGUCGGACUCGACUAUCGCAAAAACAACACUGACGUCAUUUACAUACAAAAGCGGGCAAAAAACUCCAACAUACAUUGUCGUCCAACAGCGCCUGAUGUCGAUGUGAAGCUGUUUAGGAUCGAUACUGGCAGUGUUGAAGUUCCACUAAAUGUGCUUUUGGAAGAAACAAACACCAUGUACUGGUAUGAAAAGUAUUACGGCAUAUCUACUAAUGAUACAAACUUCGAUGAAGAAAGAGUAUUUUCGUGCCGUUUUACAAAAAAUGCAUUCAUGCAAGAAACAGUGGUACAUUUUACGGCUGUUGACUAAAGUUCUUCUAUAAGGACGACGAUAAUAUAAUACAUAUAAUAUAAUAUUCAGUACGAUAACAAAUUAGUUGCUUUUUCAUCUGCUCUGGUGAUGGACCCGUGUUGGUGCUUAUACCUUAUAUCUGACAUAUUAUACCAUUUAAAUUUACCAAUUGAAUAGAAGUAUGUAAUAUAUACAUAUUAUAAAUCUAUUAGUAUAUUUUGUAUAUUAAUCAUUAAUAAAUUUUAUGAAUUAUAA